GAUAUUAAUGGAGCUGAUAAUGAAAGGAUUUUUUUUUUUUUAAUAAAAGUUUUACAUCUCCCCUUUCCUAUCAAAAAAACACAAUGUACAGCUAUAAAUUACUUAAGUACCGCGUUUUAAUGAAUGAAAUCGUUUUCUUAUCACUUCAAAAGGAAUAAUUGCGAUGAUGAGAGCAGAAACCCUCCAUUUUGUGGAAGCUUCAAAUCGUGAUGGUCCUCGUUUGUUGAUAACCGAAAUCAUUUUACAGCUGCUAAUUAAUGGAAAAAAAAUAAAUAAGUGAAGGUCUGAAGGAUUUUUUUUUUCAAGAUGAUUUUGUAAAUAGGGCUUCAUAUGAAAGAGGAAGCACGGAAGUAAAUAUUUAUUACUAUUUCCUCAUAGACUUGGAUUUUCCCUGGCGAUGGACAACAGGUGAGUUUAGUAUAAAAGCCCUCACCAUGAAGGCUAUAACAGUCCAGAGGCCACAACCUGAGCAUUGAUUCUGAAGCAUCACUCGAGUUUUGAUAAAAAAAAAAAAGUCUAAUCAAAUUAUGAUGUUUUCGCUGUUUUUUGGAAUAUUUUUCUUGUUGUCGGAGAACAUCGUGGAAGGAAGACAUAUGGGAUGUUUCCACAAGGCACACAACAAGCUACUCGAAGCUUUUCUUCCACACGUCGGACACCCGCAUCCGAAGGACACCAGUCAUUCGGCGGACACCUGCGAGAAAGCCGCUGAGUCUCUAUCGCACAUCAGUGAGCGCUCACUCUCCCCCUGGCGGACAAGGACUGUGCACAAGCCAGAUAUGUACCCCAAAUCAUAUGAGGAAGCAAAGUGUUUGUGUGAAGGAUGCAUCAUUAACGGGGUUGAGAAUAUGGCCUACAACUCUGUGCCCGUGCAGAGAUCUAUGUUAUUCCUGAAGAAGGUCUCAUGCCCGUCUGACCCGAACAAAUACUCUUUAGAGUAUGAACACGUGCUAGUGACUGUGGCCUGUACCUGUGUGGUCCCUCGCCAGUAAGAGAGGACAAUAUAAACCAAACCUGUAGAGACGAGUCUCAUUUACCAUGUCGUGUUUGUUUUAAAAUGCAAUUUUUGAUAAGGUACUUACGUUUUUUUAUAUGCUUAUAUGAUUAAGCUGAAAAGGUUGCAUGUGUCACAUGUUUUUAAUACUUAAAAACCAUCAUAGUCUUUCUUGAGGGAAGAUCUAUGUGUAUUAUUGUAAAACACUACUUUAUUUAGAGCAUUAUUUAUUUAUGUAAUAAUAACUUAUUUAUUGUUUAUUUAACUUUUGUAUAAAUUAUUCAAAUAUGUGAACUUUUGAUAUUGUGCCUAUUGCUGUCCUUGUAUAACUGUGUCAAUGACAGGAAUAGUUAUAUCAAGUUUCAGUGAUGACGAUAAAAUGUGUUGCAAUUUGUAUUAUGUUGAAUAAAAUCUAUGCU
Molecule: messenger RNA, 1410 nt
Organism: Pimephales promelas (fathead minnow)
Lineage: Eukaryota; Metazoa; Chordata; Actinopteri; Cypriniformes; Leuciscidae
Gene: il17c
Product: interleukin 17c
Biological process (GO): inflammatory response
Cellular component (GO): extracellular region
Molecular function (GO): cytokine activity
Source: RefSeq, a predicted model, not a curated record